AUGGCUGCGUCCGCGCCGGCGCCAUUGCACCUCUACCGCCGCAUUUUGCGCUUGGCGCGGCGCCUUCCUGCGGACGCGCGGCCGUACUACGCGCAGUACGCGCGGGAGAACUUCGCGGCGUUCCGCGACGAGAGCGACGCGGAGCGCGCGGCGGACAUGACGCGGCGGGGCGCGGAGCACACCAAGUGGGUGGCGCAAAAGUUUAAAAUGGACGAGCAAGUGGUGGCGAAGGUGAUGGAGGGCCUGUGA
Closterium sp. Naga37s-1 is the source of this 249-nucleotide messenger RNA. The record is from the annotation of a GenBank genome assembly. Lineage: Eukaryota; Viridiplantae; Streptophyta; Zygnematophyceae; Desmidiales; Closteriaceae.